Molecule: messenger RNA, 3183 nt
Organism: Plasmodium fragile
Lineage: Eukaryota; Apicomplexa; Aconoidasida; Haemosporida; Plasmodiidae
Exons: 2
Coding region: 1-3183 (1060 amino acids)
Source: RefSeq, a predicted model, not a curated record
AUGGGUACUUCGGACUUAAAUUUUUAUAUUAACAAGCAUAGGAAAGCAUAUGAAGAGAGGCUGAAGAGGGAACAGCAGAACCUUCAGGGAAAAACUUCUGAGGGGGAGGCGGAGAAGGUCGCCCCGAGUGAAGUGGCCAAAGGAGAUACUAAUGAGCAGCCCAAUGAAGCCGAAAGCUGCAGCAAAAACCUAAGUGAGGGAUAUUGUGAAAAUACUAAUCAGAGCGACGCUACGAGAAAUUCCACCAGAGACGAAAAUAUUAAUCAAGUUGAUGCUGACUACCUGUUUGCCCUGAAGCUGAAUGAGGCCCUGAAUGGACACGAUGAACCCUCCAGCGUGGUGAACGAAAACCACUUGAGUAGUGAAGACAGGAAUGAGGAUGCAGAGGAUGAUGUUAGGAAGCCGGACAACUCUUAUGUUGAGUGUCUCCUGGGGGAUAAUAGCUACAUGCCGUUUUGUAUGAAUUACGACGUAGGAAGGAAUACCCCCAUGAAUCAAAACCCACUGUCCCCUAGUGGAAGGAACAGAAGGAGUGGCCACUACGUGGACAAUAAUGAAGGAGGUCAUAUGUACGGACCCUACAACCUCCGUAGUAGGAAUAACCGAGUAAAUGGGUUUCAGAAUGGCAACCAAAGUAGCAGCAACGCUGAUAGGCGCUACUCACCCCGUUUUAAUGGCGUAUAUGAACCGAUUAACAUUUCAUUAAGCUCAGAUGAGGAGGAAGCAGAAGUUCAAGUAAAUAAUGAAGAAGCGAGAAGUUAUGUGUUCGAAGACGAUGGGGUGAGAAACAGCAGCGAGAUUUGCUAUGUUCCUGAUGAAAAUUUAUCCUUGACGCCAAGGCAGAAUAAGCCAAGUGGGCAAAGCAAUGUGGGUAGACCAUUUUCCACCAGAGGGGAAGACUUAAGGGAAGAAGUAACCAUUAUUGAAGGGAUGGGACAGGAAGCAUUUUCCCGCAAGGGGCCUUACCAUCAUGAGAAAGGGAAGCCUGAAGUGUGUAUUCAAGCACAUAAAGGAAAAGGAGGAAAGGAGGACAUCCCCAGGGUGAUGGAAAGUACAAAUAAUUUUUCCUUCCAAUCUGUAGGGGCACAAGGUGCUGGAGGCACAGGAGCCGGACAUUAUAACAACUAUGGAGCGGGUGUUCAAUCACCCAAAUGUAAAGUGGAGAAGUCUGUGAAUGGCUUGUGCGAUGUGUAUAAUGACCAUUUCGGUGUCAGCAGUAGGGGGAAAUUUCGGCUAGUCCGCAGUGCAGCAGCAGCAGCAGCCACAGAGGCGGGACACACGCCCAGGGAAGGAGAGCACAAUCGCGAGAAUAACCUACUUAGGAACCACUACGGGGAUUCAUCUCGGCAUGAUGAUUACUCACAAGAGGGAGGGUACUACGUGCACUACGCACCGAUGAGUCCAAGUGGAAAGGAAAAGGAAAAAAAUAAAUUUACAUUUGAAGGUGUGUACGAUGUGGAUUCAUACGGUGAGAGGGUAGACAAGGGGUCAAAUUUCCUCUCUAGGGGAAAGAAUCGCAACGGAGGAGGAGAAGAGAGAACACAAAAUGUUCAAGGGGGAUACUACAACGCACGUGUACAAGACGGUAAUGAUGUGAUCCCCUUGGAAGGAGAAGAUGUGAUAGGUAGUGCUCCGUCGCCAUAUAAGGCCAGGACGAAGAAAAGCAAAAGGAAAGUGAAUAACAUCAACCAGGUGGACAGAAACCUUAACGAUGAAGGAUCGUCUCCUAAGAUGGUCCAACGCAAUGGUUCACCUCUCAUGUCCUACACUCUGAGGUCCUCGAGAAAACACCCCGCGAAUGAAAAAAUUGAAGACCCAUACUACUGCAAGGGGGAUAAUUAUGAGGCACAAAAUGGAGGUGGUCUUGGGGGUGUCCCUGAGGAUGACCUUCUUUUCUUUAAGACAGCUGUGGGCAAGAGGAGCGAGCCACAUGAUAGGAACAACCCUACCAUGGGUGUAUGUAACAAUGGAGGGCACGCAAAGAGCGGCAUGACGUAUGCUGACGUGGGUUGGGGCGUAAUGCAAGGUGAGUCUUCCCCUUUUAAUAUGUUCCAUUUUGAGCAGGGCACCGCUGUGGAGCCAAGUGUAAACGAUUAUGUUAUGAACAACGUUGUGAUGGAGAUGGAUGACAGGGCAGAGGUGUUUGCAAAAAUGGCUGACAAGUAUGCACCUGUUGAGAAAAGCAGUCGUCGUCUUCCCUUUGAGUCUGUUCACCAUGGGGGGGAGGUCCCCUCAGUCGGGGCAACGGCACCUGAGGGCAGUCUCCACUCAAGAAGGAAUGAACACCCAGAAUUGUUUAACGGCAUCCACUUUAAGCAAAGCGAGAGGGCCAUCACACGGAACCACGGCCAGGAUGACAUAAGUGUAAAUUCGUUCCACUACAAAGAUGGAGGCUUGAGUCAAGGAGGAGGUACCCAUAGGUUGCGUAAUUUUGUAGAAGAGGGCAACUGGUCUGAUGCUUCCCCAGAUCGGUCCAGCGUACUACGUGGCGCCCAUUUCAGUCACGACAUACCAUCGUCAUCCCGCAUGGUGAAACCCCUGUGUGAUGAAAAUCCCCCACACAAUGAAUUUCUCCUAGCCAACGGUCACGAUACACCCAACUACCAAAUGUUAGUAAUGAAUAGAGAGGUGAAUUAUCAACACAGACCGGAAGAGAAGAACACGAAUGAGGGCCACUACCGACAUGUGAACAAGGACAGGUCGCUACACCGAUCCAAUGGGACAAGCCACAACCAAUUUAUCACAAGUGGGAAGAGCCCUUUUGUUUGCACUUUAGGAGAAGCCCAAGGAAGGGCAGUACCGGACGUGUACGUCAUUGACGAAGGCACAACAUGUGGAGAACCACGUUCUACUCAUGAACAGAGUCUCCACCAUAACAUGGGGGGUUAUGGCCAAGGGAUAAUACUUAACAAGAAUGCACAAGAGAUGAUUGGUGAUGUGAAGAGAGAGAAUGCAGGUUCAAUUAAAGCGGAAAACGCACACAUGGAUCAGGUGCAACAAGGGCGUGUUGGAAACGCACAUGGAGGUGAUGCGCAUGCAAAUCGUGGCGUCUCUGAUCAGAGUUAUGGGAGAGGCAUGGAUGACAACACGGCUUCUGCGAUGGACCAAUGUGAUGAGGAGAGCACCAACAAUGAAGAUCUCAGUGUACAGCAGGCCAUCAUUAACAGCUUAAUUGAUUUUUAG